UUGUCAUUUUACAGAUUGUGACAGCAAAAGCAGCAGAUCAACAAAACAAGAAGACAUUCAAUUCGAGACAAAUUGUUCAUUUUUUUAUAGGUGUGUCACUUACAAAAGAUAAUAGGUGACUGAUCCAACAUCAUGGCACUGUUCAAAGACCUCAACAAAAUGGUGAGCAGUGUCCUGAGUAACAUCCAAACCAUCAAUCCAUCCGCUCGCACCGUUCGGAAAGUGGAGCAUCCAGUGCAGAAAUAUUCCAACUGGCCGAUUGUCUCGAAUCUGGAAUACUUGCGACUGCUGAAUGAUGUGAAGGGAAAAAUGUACGAGUGUGUGCUGUUCUUGGAUCAAAACAAUCUAUUUGCAUUCAGUGUGUUCAGAUUGCCUGUGGGUGACGCAACCAUUUCUGAGUUCAGCAAGCUCUAUCAGACCCUGGCGCCAUUCUGCAACCAUUGCAGUCAAUACCUGACAGUAGAGAUUCUACAGAAACUCAUCAAUGGCUCACGUUCCAACCCUACAUGGUCCAGCGCUCAUAUCGCUGUGCAAGCUAAGUUCGACAAGUGCCUGUCAUCAAAACAAGUUAUAGAGCACAUAAAUAGUCAGGAGUGUGAUGCGAAGAGAACGCCUCUACAUCUAGCAGUGAAGUGGAAUGAUGUGUCUAUGGCCAAAGCUCUUGUUAUUUACGGAGCUAAACUGAAUAUCGCUGAUGCUGAGGGAGAAAGUGUAUUCCACUAUGCAGCCAGAUUAGUUGGGAAUGUGUCACCAAUGCUAGAGGUAUUGACUGAAGACACAAGUGACAUCAAUCGUUACAAUCUACGUGGUAUGACAGCUGUACAAGUAGCUUGUAAACUGGGCAAUCUGGAUACAGCUGCAGGGCUAGCUAACCUUGGAGCCUUGGUCAGUGUUACUGAUGUUAUGGGCCAUCCCAUACAUUACGCCUUCAAGUAUCAGAACUUGAAUGCUGCUGUAGCUUUCAUGAAAGCACCUGAUGCCCAGCUUUGCAGCAGCACCUGCGUCAAGUAUGGAGGAACAGCGCUGCAUUACGCCAAGUCAGCAAAGUUUGUUGACCUGGCUAUCAAACAUGGCAAACUGGACGUGAACGCAGAGAGCAAGACCGGUCACACCCCACUGCAUGUCAUGAUACAGAGGCAGAGACUAGAGUGUGCUAUGGCAAUAUUGUGUGCAGGGGCCAACGUUAAUGUUCGGGUACCAGGUGGGGAUACACCACUUCACGAUGCAGUCAGGAAAAACAACUUGGACAUGGUUCAUGCUUUGAUCGUCUUCGGAGCUGAUGUUAAUGCGGUAAACAUGAAGAAGGAAUCUCCACGCCACAUUGCCACAACUCCCAUAAUAUCCUCCCUUGGGAGCUACAUGGGUUCGACCAAUCAUAUCAUCAGCGCUCUACACCUGGUAGGCGCCAAGCGUUGCCCACCAGGCAUGCAGGGAUGUAGUGCUGGAUGUAAGGCUGGUGGGACGUACAACGGAAACCCUACCACUGCUAAUACUGAUUUCACUCAGUUAGAGAGCAAUAAAGCUUAUGAUGAAUUCCUGGCAAUAUGUAUCGGUUUGAUGGCCAGCAAGCAAGGUGUUUCCAUGGCAACAGAUGAGACAGAUAAUGCAUCAUCUUGCAGGCAGAGUGACAACGUCCUGUGCCUGGAUGGGGGAGGAAUUAGAGGACUUGUACUCAUCCAGAUAUUAAAUGCAAUAGAGGAAGCAGCUGGAAGGCCAAUAGCUGAUUUAUUUGACUGGAUAGCAGGCACUAGUACUGGAGGUAUAUUGGCCCUUGCACUGGCAGUAGGGUUUUCAGUGAAGGAGACUAGAGGUCUGUACUUUGGUUUGAAGAAUUCCGUCUUUUUCGGCAAUCGUCCCUACCCUUCUGAACCGCUAGAAACAUUUCUCAAACAACUCUUUGGUGAAGACACCAAGAUGGACACCAUCGUUAAACAUAAAGUUUUGGUCACAGCAACACUCGGGGACCGAACACCGCCACCUCUACACAUGUUUCGCAGCUACGAACCCCCGAAAUGCUCAUCGUCUGCUGCCCUCGUUUAUAACAAAGACACCUUUGAGUCACCACCGUUGUUCCAUGAGCAGCUGAUAUGGAAGGCAGCUCGCUGUAGUGGUGCCGCUCCUACCUACUUCCAACCAAUGGGACGAUUCUUAGAUGGAGGUUUAAUUGCUAAUAAUCCAACGCUGGAUGCAUUGACCGAGCUACAGGAGUAUAAUAUGGAUAAGAAAAUGAAGGGUGAACCAACUCGUGAUGUGGGCGUGGUUGUUUCGGUAGGUACGGGGUGUGUCCCAUGCAAACCAAUGAAGAGUACUGAGAUGGCCAGACCUAGCAGCAUGCUAGAUUUGUUUAAUGCUGCUAAGGCCAUCGCUGGAGCAGCUAACUUGGGAGAGAUUCUACUUGAUCAGUUAACCGAUGCUAGAGGGCGCACUCUGGAUCGUGCACGCUCCUGGUGUAAUAUGAUUGGUGCUCCCUUCUACCGCUUCAGUACGCCAAUGAGCGCAGACAUCCCAUUGGACGAAACCAAAGACAGCGUCUUACUCAAGAUGCUUUGGGAGACGGAAGUCUACUUACAUCAAAACAGAGAUAAGAUCACGCAACUUGGAGAACUCCUGAAAUCCCAGCUACAGUAAGAUUUACAUCAUACAUUUUUAUGAGCUCAUUUAAUACAUCUUGCAUAUUCAUGAGUUUAAGUUACACGUUUUUUGAGGCGUGUUGAGGCCUUGUGAUUAAGAGCACCGGAGUCGAGCUCUGGUAUUUCUGAUCAGCAGAGUGUGGAGUCGAGUUCCAGUCAUGACACAUGUGUCCAUGAUGCUUUGUCAUUCAGAUGGGACGUAAAGCCGUUGGUCUUGUGUGUUGUGCAAUGCACAUACAAGAAACCCAUUGCAAAGAGAAGGGGUUCGUCCCUCGGUGUUCCUGGUUUGAUUGGCUGCAUAUUGCGCCACAGCACCU
Asterias rubens (European starfish) is the source of this 2947-nucleotide messenger RNA. RefSeq names its product 85/88 kDa calcium-independent phospholipase A2-like. Gene Ontology annotation, cellular component: mitochondrion. Gene Ontology annotation, biological process: positive regulation of ceramide biosynthetic process; cardiolipin acyl-chain remodeling. Bases 133 to 2628 code for a protein of 831 amino acids. The transcript is spliced from 14 exons. Gene Ontology annotation, molecular function: protein binding. The record is from RefSeq and is a predicted model, not a curated record. NCBI's taxonomy places the organism in Eukaryota, Metazoa, Echinodermata, Asteroidea, Forcipulatida, Asteriidae.